Molecule: messenger RNA, 2180 nt
Organism: Haliotis rubra (blacklip abalone)
Lineage: Eukaryota; Metazoa; Mollusca; Gastropoda; Lepetellida; Haliotidae
Product: DNA-directed RNA polymerase I subunit RPA43-like
Biological process (GO): DNA-templated transcription initiation
Cellular component (GO): RNA polymerase I complex
Source: RefSeq, a predicted model, not a curated record
CUUAAAGGUCAAGGUCACUUUUUCCAUGAUGGCCGCCUCCUGAUAUCUGAGUACCACGUGUAGUCAUGUUUACGUGCUGAAAGCUCUAUGUCUAUGUCAGCAUGUCAAGUAUAUCAUAUGUGUCAGCUACAGACAUUCUCAAAGAUCCAUUUUCUGGAUUCAAGGCAAUGACAAGUUCCAGACAGAUUUGCCUGCCCCCGCGAUACUUAGGAAACAUAUCUCAAGGAAUUCGAGAUCAGCUGGACUCUGAAAUCAACUUGUUUUGCACAGAUUUGCAGAGUGUAGUCAUAGGUUAUGACAACAUCAAAUUGCUUAGUUCUGUUGGGAAUAUUAUGGAUGACUUGCCUUUCCUUCAUCUCAGAGUACAAGCUGACUACAUCCUCUUCAAACCUACCCUGGGAUGUCUUCUCAAGGGUACAGUAAACAAGAUGAGCAAAGAUCAUGUUGGAUGCCUGGUUCAUGAUCGUUUCAAUGCAUCAAUCCAUCGACCUCGAAUCCACCUGAAUGGCUGGCGUGGGUCCAUGCUUCGACCAGGGGAGGAGUUUCCAUUCCAAGUGGAAGAUAUCUUCUCCAACAACGCAGUUAUCUCCCUUAAGGGGAAGUUAGUGGAUCAGAAUAUCAUUGAAGAAUACCUGAAAUCCCUUCAAAACAAUGGCAACUCACCAUGCACAGGAACGAAAAAUUAUUCUUCUCCAAGGAAAGAUGACUUUCUUGUAGACUCAGAAGGGGAGAUAACUCUUGAUAAAGAACAUAUUUUGUCUCAGAAGCGAGGAAGAACAAGUUCAGGAUCUGGAGAGAAUGACAAGGUUGAUGGAAAUGUUUUUCAUUUAGUUGAUGUUAUUUCUGAGAAGGAAGUAUGUCUGCCAAAGUCUAAAAAAAGGAAGACAAAAGAUGUGCAUAAAGAAGAUUCCCAUGAUGUUCGUAAAAAUGUACAAGUAAAGUCCUUGGUUCAGAGUGAACUUGAGCCAUUAACUCCAGUUUCUGUAAAGAAGAGAAAGCUGAAUUACUCAGACCCAGUUAAUGAAAGUGUGUUGGUUAAAAAGGUUCGCUUCGAUCCAGUAUUGUUGCUUCUUUUGAAAAGUCAAAGAAGAAAAAGAAGAAAAGGAAUUCGCUUUGACAUCUCAGAAAUAUCUGGUGAAGAUACGUCAUAUCUUGUGGAUAGUUCCUAUGAGAAUAGUUCUGGUUUUGAUAAUGUUAGUGGACAGUCAGAGACAGAGAAGAAGAGGAAGAAGAAGAAGAAAAGGAAGGAGAGUGUACAUGAAAUCUCUGAAAUUUCAGGAGAAGGUACGUCCGAUUUUGGUGAUAGUUCAUUCCUGGACAAUUCUGUCUUGUUUUGUGAGGAAAGUGAGCAGUCUCGAACAGAGAGGAAGAAGAAGAAGAAAAAGAAGAAAAAAGCAGAGGAUGACGUUUCUGGUGAUGUAGAAUCACCUGCCACAAAAAUUAAGCCAAAACCAAAUUUACUUGGAAAAGAAUCACACAGCAAGAAGAAGAAUACCCACAAUGAGAGUGUAUCUGUGUUGGAAGGUGAAUCAUCGGGUCAGGAGAAUGUUCUCACUGGUCUUGCAUCUGGUUUAGGGGAAAUAUUAUCGCAGAUGCAGUCGAAGACCAAAAAGAAAAAGAAUAGUCAGAAAGAUUUAUUGGAGGUAAUGAUGGCAUUACAGAACGAGGUGACAAAAGCUGCAGGCAGACUUACAACGCCAUCUCCAGCUGGGAGGAAGAAGAAAAAACAGAAGAAGAAGAGAAAGAGUGAGGCAUCCUCCUCCUCGGAAGAGGAACUUGAUGUGUCCCGAGACAAAGCAUCGCAUAAGUCAAGACAUAGAUCAAAGAGUGAUGACUCCUAUGUUGUGGAGAGUGAACCCUCGACAAGCAGACUGAGUGUGAAAAAGAUGGACGCCAGUACGAGUGAUAGGUCGCUUUCAGAGUCUGUGUCUAAGAAGAGGAAGAGGGACACUACUGUGCAGAUGGUGCAUGAUGAUGAUGAGCUGCUAGUACGGAAAAAGAAAAAGAAGUUAAAGAAAAAACAUAUGUCGUUUUAAGAUUUGUUAAUAAUGUUAUCAUGAAGGAAUUUACUAUCACUGAUAAUUUGUAGAAUGUUAAACACAUUUUGUUUGAUGUCUGAUAUGAAUAAACUUCUUUUAUGUAUAAUGAAACAGGUGAUAUUAAAUUAAAAUUGUUUGAAA